Penicillium taxi is the source of this 408-nucleotide messenger RNA. RefSeq names its product phosphoethanolamine N-methyltransferase. NCBI's taxonomy places the organism in Eukaryota, Fungi, Ascomycota, Eurotiomycetes, Eurotiales, Aspergillaceae. The transcript is spliced from 2 exons. The coding region runs from base 1 to 408 and encodes 135 amino acids. The record is from RefSeq and is a predicted model, not a curated record.
AUGAUACCUUGCCAGAAGAUAGUUACAUACGCCAAUGGCAUCCUUCUUACCGUUCUUUCACAGCAUGAAUAUCACCGUAUCAUCAGGACUCAGGGUAGAGAAUGGGAUAUUAUACCCCGACUGCCCGCCUUACUGGAAGAAGCAUCAUUCCAAGAUGUGAAGACAACUGAGUAUAUCUUGCCAAAUGGAAGUUGGCCCAAGGAUCCAAAACUCAAGGAGAUUGGUCGCUUCUUUCGAGCACAAUUUGCCGAUGGUGCUGUGGAAAGUUAUUCUCUUGCUUUGUUCACACGGUAUGGAGACUGGAAGCCCAUAGAGGUCCAGGUGCUAUUAGCCCACCUCCGCUCAGAACUCAAAUCGAACAAGAUGCACGCAUAUGGAAAGCUGUUAGUGAUGUUGUCGCCCACGUAA